AGUCGCACCACGCACACGGGCAGCCCACACAUCCCACGGAGCGGUUUUGUGUGCAGUUGUGUGUGACAAAACACGGGAUAGUCUUGUUGGUACACCGUCAAAUACCACCACCAUGUCGCACUCUUCGAGUUCUUCUGGCCCUGGCAAGCUCCGUCGGCUCAUCGAGGGCGGAGUCGGACCGACAUUAUCAUCAUCAUCAUCAUCAUUAUCAUCAUUAUCAUCAUCAUCAUCAUUGACUGCUUCUGGAAGAUUAGAACGAGGAAUGCGAGAAUCGGAGAUGGCAAAGAUGGAUGACUCGUCAAAGUCUUCUCGUGUUAUGGAGAAGCCGGGCUCCCCCUCCAUGCGCUCAGAGUCGAGUGCAGGGGCGGGUGCGAGCAACGGAUCUGAUGGCGACGAUGAUGGCGCUGGCUCGAGCUCGUACAGAGGAUCAAGCUCGGGGAAUGAGAGUGAGUGGAGGUAUUCGCAUGAGGCUGGUGACCGAUCAUCGGGAUCGUCGGGAUCGUCGGGAUCGUCGGGAUCGUGUGCGGCGUCGUCAUCGCCGCGAGCGCUGCUGCCGUCGCGAUCGCAGCAUAAUGCUGGAUCUGGUAGUCCCGAGUCGACGAGCUCAGAGUCGAUAGCCGAUAUGCAGUUGUCACCGCUGAAGACGCCGAGGUCGCGAGAGCCAGCCCGGCGGGGCUCGCGGUCGUCGAGGAGGGUUCUCACGCUGUCGGACGAGAAGAGAAAGGAGCAAGCAAGAAGGGAGCGUGACGAGGCGUUAGCGCAGAUGAGCGAAGAGAUGCGCGAGGUGCUGUUUGGCGACGAGCUUGAUGACUACGACGGCUUCUCCAUGGCGGACCUCCGCGACGACGACCCGGAGCAGGAGCAACGCCAGGCUGAGCUCGCAGAGUAUGUGGCGGAGCAGACGAGAGCGCUAGAUGAGGCCGUAGCGGCUGCCGAGAAGCCCCAGACUGAGGCCACAACGUCGGUCAUCGAGAGCAGCCACAUCACCGCUGGUAUCAUCGACCCACUGAUUGGUGUUGACGUCGUGGUGGCACAGCAGCAUGUUGUGCCGCUGAACUUUCCGCUCGAGGCCGGGCUUGCCACCGACGGGCUCGACCAGACCGCGCUCCAGGCGGAGAUUGCGGUGCUUGACCGCGACUCGCUGACGGCUUUAUUUGGCGAGCCGCUGCCGAGUCCACUUCUGGCCUGGCUAUCUUCGGUGGUGGCGUACGGCUCAGACCGGCACGUCGUGCUUGCGGCGGCUGAGACGCUGUGCGCUGUUGCCGGCCUUGCCGAGCCGCUGCCGAGCGUCUCAGCCUGGGUUCAGGUCCUGGCCAACUAUGGCUGCCCGACAGGCAGCGAAGAGCAGCCCAAUGCGAUCGCCCACGGGCAGCUGGGAGUUGUCCGAUCUGGACCUCGUCUCACACCGUCGAGUGCCGACAGCGCGGUGGACGAUGCGCUCUACGGCAACAUCCGCGGUGUGCUGCGGGUGCUGGCGUGCGGGUUGGCAAGCAGCAGCAUUGCAAGCGGCGAGGGCGAGGCCGGUGAUGCAGCGUGCGUUGCACUCGGCACCGCGCUCCUUGCGCUUUACACCGACAUGCGGCAGUCGCUCGUGUGGGCCGAUGUAAGCUCGGCGUUGGGCGCGCUUCUCGGCAUCUGCUGUGGGCGGAGCAGGGCGACGGACGCACUGGUGGCGACAGCAGGCGAGAUGAUGAGCGGCGCUUCGGCGAUGGCCGACCACGUUGUGCGGCUGUUGCCGGGCGAGACGCGCGCGGCGCGGGCGUUUGUGCAGCGUGUCGCCGGCGAGCUGGUGGUGCGGCAGCUCGCGCCGAUUGCGGCGCUGGGGGAGGGCUCCGGGCGAACAGCGCCGUCGAGCAUGUGCGAUGACGAGCUGGCGGGCGAGGUGCAGCGGGCUCUAGAUACGCUUGCGCUGGCCUCGGUAGGUGUUCGGAGCCGGGAAGCAGCGCCGCUGUUGAGCCCGCUGUGGGCGGCGGCGCGGGCGCUGCCGCUGCUGCUAGGAAGCCGCAGUGAUGCGCGCGAGAGCAAGUCAUUUGUAGCACGCCUCGGCGCGCUGACCACAGCGCUCGACGAGGGGCUCAGCUGGCUGGCGCGGGCAAACCACUAUGUGUCUGUCCCGCAGUUGGCGCUGGGUGACGCACAGAUUCUGAUGGAAGAGGUUGCCGAAGAGAUGUGAGGCCGAGCCAGUGGAUGGGGUUUACUUGCCGCUGCGGGGCGGGUAGCGUGCCGAGAUGCCGAGUUCGCGCAGGGCGCGCUCUGCAGCUUUGGCGCCCGCGGCGAUCUUGGACUUGUCGGCAUCAAACUGCGACGAGACGUAGGGGCUGCCGGUGGCGGAGACCGGGCGAGCACAUUUUGCGGUGGCGAUGCUGUUGGCGUACUUGUUGAGGUAGUAGAGGUUGCGCAUGGAGAUGGCGCCCUGAUUAACACGCGUGGCGAGUGUCAUGAGCUCGUCGACCGAGACGUGGAGGUAGAUGGAGCAGUAUGGGCUUGAGGAAAAGUAGAGGACGUAGCGGUAGACGUCGUCGUUGUACUUUUGCCGGGCGGUGAUGCCGGAGCAGAUGACCCUGCCUGAGUCUGCGCGAUCGACACGGGCGUCCAUGCGGAUGGUGGGCCAGUAAAGGAUGUCGUG
Messenger RNA from Thecamonas trahens ATCC 50062, 2626 nucleotides. RefSeq lists its product as uncharacterized. The coding region runs from base 113 to 2173 and encodes 686 amino acids. Lineage: Eukaryota; Apusomonadida; Apusomonadidae. The transcript has a single exon. The record is from RefSeq and is a predicted model, not a curated record.